Molecule: messenger RNA, 3814 nt
Organism: Oppia nitens
Lineage: Eukaryota; Metazoa; Arthropoda; Arachnida; Sarcoptiformes; Oppiidae
Gene: wnd
Product: mitogen-activated protein kinase kinase kinase 13-like
Exons: 6
Coding region: 282-3443 (1053 amino acids)
Biological process (GO): protein phosphorylation; JNK cascade
Molecular function (GO): JUN kinase kinase kinase activity; ATP binding
Source: RefSeq, a predicted model, not a curated record
GUGUUGUACGCAUAGUCGCGAGUGUUGUUGUAUUCAAUUGUAUUAUAUUCAGUAUUACAAGUCAUGGUAUAUAUGGUGUAUGAAUUUAGCAGAGUAUUCGGUUAGACAGAUAAACUAAUGCAUACACAAUAUAUACCAGUACUUGCAAUACUGUUUUGUAUAUGUAUUGUAUUGUAUUGUAUUUGAACAGUCAGUUUGUAUUAGUACUGUAAUGCCUGACUCAUAGACAGCACAGCAAUAGGCAGUCAGUGUUAGACAUCAACACAAUAACAACAACACAAAUGUCGGGCUCAGCGGUAAUAAGUGCUGUGAGUCCGAGUGAAAUACCGCGCGACGACAUUCCCGGCCGAUUCAGGACAUUGGGUUCACCUAAAGCCGACCGAAAAGCUGGCGGACGACGACUGAGCGAUGAUCUGACCGAUCAUUUUGAUGGCAUCAAUACCGAUGUCCAGCCAUUUGAUAACGGGAUGCUAUGCAUUAAAGAAGAGUUAACACAAAUCAAUUUAACACUUCCGCGAGUGACGACCAAUCAAAGUGGUGGCAAAUGUGUGGCACUGACACUGCAGACGAGGAAUGAGCCCAACAAUAAUAACUAUAAAAAUAAAACGACGACAACAGCCAUCGGACACAGUAUAAGUAAUCACAGUUUGAGUACAUCACUGCCCGAUCUGUUAAAUGAAAGCAAUCGUAAGGAUGUUCCCAAUCGAUUAGACAUAGCGUUCAAUCCGUACAAUGCCAUUACUCCGGCCACACCGUUUGCGGGCGCCGUUAUCGCUACAACACCUAUUCGUAUAGCACUGCCCGGUCCAAGCAUUGCCAGCUCUUCGUCAAGCAAUAAAAGACAACAAUUGUUGAAUGGCUUCUUUGGCUGUCUUCGCAGUUUUUGGAGUACAUUCGACAAGAGUGUCGACAAACAAAACAAAUCAGACGAUUGGGAGAUACCAUUUGAUAAUAUUCGUGACUUGGAAUGGUUGGGAAGCGGAGCACAGGGAGCCGUGUUUAUGGGUAGAGUCAACAGCGAUUUGGUGGCCGUUAAAAAAGUUAAAGAGAAGUUUGAGACCGACAUUAAACAUCUGAGAAAACUGAAUCAUCCGAAUAUUGUGUCGUUCAAAGGGGUGUGCACUCAGGCGCCCAACUGUUACUGUAUUGUUAUGGAAUACUGUCCCUACGGACAGUUAUACGAUUUGCUCAAGAGUGGCAAACAGGUGCCGCCCCAAAAAGUGGUCGACUGGACAGUACAAAUAGCGUCAGGUAUGAGCUAUUUGCACAGCCAUAAGAUCAUUCAUCGGGAUCUGAAGUCGCCAAAUGUUCUCGUAUCCUAUCACGAUAUACUCAAGAUAUCUGAUUUUGGCACCAGUAGACAGUGGAACGAUAGGUCAACAAAAAUGUCAUUCAAGGGAACAGUGGCUUGGAUGGCGCCGGAAGUCAUACGCAAUGAGCCCUGUUCUGAGAAAGUCGAUGUUUGGGGUUUUGGUGUAGUCUUAUGGGAACUGAUGAACUGUGAGAUUCCGUAUCGCGAUGUCGACUCGUCGGCCAUCAUAUGGGGUGUCGGCAAUUCCAGUCUAACGCUACCCUUACCUACCAAAUGCUUUCCCGGAGGCUUUAAGCUACUUAUGAAGCAAUGUUGGAGCGGAAAGGCUCGCAAUCGACCCUCAUUUAAGCAGAUCCUUAUGCACGUCGACAUUGCAGCCAAUGAAUUGAUCAACAUUGCACCCGAAGAGUACUUUAAACUACAAAUCGAUUGGAGAGACGAAAUCGCCAAUUGUUUGCAGCGAAUGAAACGUAAUAGUCAUCAGUCGAUGUCCAGCGAUGACGAGGCAGAGUUGGUUAGAAAGCGUAAAGAAGAGCUGAUCCACGCACAGGACAUACGUGAACAUUACGAACGCAAACUUGAAAGGGCUAACAAUUUGUAUAUGGAUUUGACGGCAUGUAUGUUACAAUUGGAGCAAAAGGAAAAGGAGCUCAACAAAAGAGAAAUGAUGGUAAUGGGUAGUAAAGGGCAGUGUAAACGACAAAUUGUAGGUCCACUCAUACAAGCGGCUCAAGAAAGAAUUGCCGGAAGUAGAAGAGGUUCCUAUAGACCAGAUCAGGCCAUCGAUAUGCAAAGUCCUGUCAAACAGUCUAAUGAUUGUAUAACAUGUCACGGGUCGGCCCGUUCACGGAUUAAACGGAAUCGGCUUAGGCGUAGUAUCAAUUCGCAGACCAGUGCAAGCAGUCAUUCCCAUCAAAGUGUUGGCCAGACGAUGAACUCACCAAUAAAUAACAAUUACAUUAAUUAUAGUCCGCGACCGAGUCCUCUUCAAGAGAGGAAGAGUUUUGUGGACACAGAAACACAAACUGAUAGUGUGUUCAGUGAAUCUGAUUUAAUUAGUCCGUCCUCAUCGACACUAUCACCAAUGUCUGCAUUGGGACGCAAUGUUGAGACGGUAAUAGAGAUGGGAGACGACAGUGGUAUACCUCGUGGUAUACCUAAGACUAGCACUACAUCAACGUUUGACUCGGGAUUCGACUCACAGAGCUGUUUGUCGACACCAACCGCUCGUAAUGGUAAUCACGAUAGAAGUCCUGUGACACCGAUUUCAGGAAAAUCGAGUUCUAUAGAAACGGAUACCGAGGACUCGAGCCGUACGAAUAGGAAGUGUCGCUCAAACAAUAUUAUACAAAAUACUGUUCCCAGUCUGAGCUCAAUUGACGAGAAUGGCGGUCACAGCACUGCCAAAGCCAAUGAUUUUUGCGAUGUUGUCAUUGUUCGCAAGGGUAGUGUUACCUGUCAGAGACGGUACGGCAAUUGUCAACACAAGUCGCCCACAUAUAUAAGCCAAAGACCGGUUCUACUUCACGCCGGUAGCAAUAUAUCAAUAAUAUCUCAUAGUUCCAGUUCAGGUAGUGAAGAGGAGGGUGCCGUUGACAGCGAUGAUUACGGCAGUCAUCCAUCGCAUCACAAAAGGAAUGGAUUGGCUCAACACAUGAACCAACAUAGACUUAGCGGACAAUCGAUGUCUACAAUUAGCUCAGACGGUAAUAUUAGUGAUGAAGAAGAGGGCAAUACUAGUGAAUACUCAAGCAAUCAAAACGAUAUGAUAUCUAGUCUUUCAAAUCCUGAUCUGACAAACGCUAACUUAGACAACAAUCCCAACAGCUAUAGUAAUACCAACAAUGAUUGCAAAAAGCUGCCAUCGACUCCUCUGUCGCUAUCGUCGAGUACAACAAACACGACGACUACAAACUCGGACACAGAAGACGUCUCAAACAAUACGAUCGCCACAUCCUAUUUAGUGACCAAUAAUCCGUUCCAAUUAUACAAUAGAUUUGCUGCCAAAAACAACAAUAAUAACAACCAAAUAUCGGCCAACACUUCGGCAGUGACGACGUUGUCGUCGUCAACGCACUCACAGACACAACAGCAACAGUCAAAUCAAUCGGAAGAGACAACCGUUUGGUGAGACGGCUAACACACAUCUAUCUCUGAAAUAACUUUUAUUAAGUGGGUAUCACUUAACUAUACAAUUCAUUAGUUUGUUGAUUAGUAUAUCUGUUGUUUAUUUUUUUCUUUGAUAAAUAAGUCUUCAUAUUAUGGGAACUAUUAGGCAUUCCUCUGUUGUGUGUUACUCAUAGACACACCAAAACUCACAAAUUAGCUCACAAUUAGGUGCAUAAUAUUUUGCUGGUCUCAUAUUUGCCAACUAUAUAUAUAAUAUGCAUUUUGUUAAUAUUUCUAUCUACUGUAUAUACACAUUACAAACAAUACACUUGUUAAAUUUACAUACAAUUAUAACAAAAAAAAUAUACUAGAUAAUUUUUAUCAAUUAUAUAU